Gadus chalcogrammus (walleye pollock) is the source of this 3505-nucleotide messenger RNA. RefSeq names its product serine/arginine repetitive matrix protein 2-like. The record is from RefSeq and is a predicted model, not a curated record. The transcript has 14 exons. The coding region runs from base 119 to 3181 and encodes 1020 amino acids. Gene Ontology annotation, molecular function: cytoskeletal motor activity; ATP binding. Gene Ontology annotation, cellular component: myosin complex. Lineage: Eukaryota; Metazoa; Chordata; Actinopteri; Gadiformes; Gadidae.
GUCGGUUUCAGUUGUGCAAUUGGGGGUCUGGGGGUUGCAGAGGUGUCAGAAUGAGGAACUGUGUGGUUUCCGUGUUGCUGAACUCACUCAACAAAGAGUGGCUGGAGGUACUGUUAGCAUGGCGCUGGUGUCCCUCUCCACACCUUUGAAGAGCUGCUUAAAGCCCCGCCCGGUUCUGGACCCGGUGGCCCUGCUGACGGCCGCGCACGCCGCCGCCAAGCAGGCUCAGGGGAAGACAGAGGAGCAGCUAGCUGCAGAGCAGGCCUGGUACCUGACGGACAAAGUAUGGCUGGUCCACAAAGAUGGAUUCUCCCUCGCCACCCUGCUGAAGACGGAGGCCGGCAGUCUGCCCGAGGGGAAGGUGAAGGUCAGACUGGACAGCGACGGAUCCCUGCUGGAGGUCGACGAAGACGAUGUGGAGAAGGCCAACCCGCCCCACCUGGACCGGGUGGAGGACCUGGGAUCUCUGCGCUCCCUGAACGAGUCCAGCGUGAUCCACACCCUGAGGCAGCGCUACGGGGGGAACCUGGCCCACACGCACGCUGGCCUCAACAUGGUGGUGCUCAACCCCGUCAGCACACCCGCCAUGUACUCUGAGAAGGUCAUGCACAUGUUCAAGGGCUGCCGGCGGGAGGACACUGCGCCCCACAUCUAUGCCAUGGCCCAGACGGCGUACCGCAGCCUGCUGACCACGCGGCAGGACCAGUCGGUGGUGCUGCUGGGCAAGAGCGGCAGCGGCAAGACCACCAACGCCCAGCACCUGGUCCAGUACCUGGUCACCAUCGCUGGCAGCCCCAGCAGGACCUUCUCCGCGGAGAAGUGGCAGGCGGUGUACACCGCCCUGGAGGCCUUUGGCCACGCCUCCACCUCCCUGAACCCCAACGCCAGCCGCUUCACCCACGUGGUGGCGCUGGACUUCGACCAGGCCGGGCAGGUCACCUCCGCCUCUAUACAGACGAUGCUUCUGGAGAAGACGAGAGUGACCAGGAGACCAGAAGGAGAAGCUACCUUCAACGUCUUCUACUACCUCCUCGCUGGAGUAGACAGCUCUAUGAGAACGGAGCUUCACCUGAACCACUUCGCUGAGAACCACGCGUUUGGAAUCGCUCCUCACCAGAAGGCGGAGGACAAGCAGCGAGCUGCCCAGCAGUUCUCCAAGCUGCAGGCGGCCCUGAAGGUCCUGGGGGUCAGCGGGGAGGAGCAGAAGGCCUUCUGGCUGGUCCUGGGGGCCAUCUACCACCUGGGGGCCGCAGGGGCCACCAAGGGUGAGGCCCCGGUCCCACACGGCCCCGCCCGGCUGCAGAACACCUGCUCACACCUUUCACUGACAUUCAGCAGACGUUCUCAUCCAACACGGCUCAGAGAACCAAGAGUACCAGGGAACUCUGAGAGCCGCGUGUGGAACACGGAGCGGCGCUGUCUGCUCCGGCUCUGUUCUCUAUCCAGCUUCAGCCGCCCUGCUGAGCGGCUCUCAGCAGCAGAGACAUCAUUUCACGGAGACGAGACGGAGACGGACUCGGAGGUGGAGGACCGCGUGGACGGCGUCAAGUCCUGGCUGUCCAAGAACAAGGGCUCCACCAAGGCCCCGUCGGACGAGGGCAGCCUGAAGAGCGCAAGACACGCGGCCAACGCGGACCCCAAGGAGGGGAAGGAGGGCAAGGAGAAGGCGUCGGACGGGGGGAGAGAGGGUCAGGAGCCGGACCUGAGCCGCUCGGUGUCGGUGAUGAGCACCCUGAGCUACAGGAAGCGCUCCAACCUCAAGGACUCCAUCGGGGGGAAGGGCGACGAGAGCUCGCUGUUCAGCGCGCUGAAGGAGCAGCCCGACGGCCACGACCACGCCGCCCUCCGCAAGGCCAAGGCCAAGCCCGGCGGCGGCGGCGGCGACGCCCCCGACGACCGCAGGAAGUCCACGACCGACGACAUGGACGACCGCGGCUCCGUCAUCUCCGCGGCGUACUCGGAGGCGGCCAGCCGCGCCCGCAAGGGCCUGGACCGCCGCUGGACCGCGUCCCGCGGCGGCGGCGGUGGCGCCAGCCCCGACGCCGACUCCGUGGUGUCCUCGCUGGCGCCCAGGCGGCGGCCGGCGGCGUUUGACGACGACGACGACGACGACGACAAGUCGACGAUCAGCAGCGUGAGCCGCUUCAGCCCACGCUCGCUGCAGCGCAGCACCUCCUGGAAGGAGGAGCGCCGCGCCGGCUCCCGCCUGUCGCUGGCGCGCAGCUGCGGCCUCAGCGAGUUCGGCGUGUGCGUGGACGAGGACGAUGACGAGGACGCCCGCAGCCUGGCCUUCACCGGGGGCGGGGGGUCGUCCUACAGCCCCCGCUCGCCGCGCGGCCGGAGCUACUCCCAGCCGCCCCGGCCCCGCUCCUCCGAGGGGAACGGCGCGGCGGUGGCGGCGGCGGACGGCGCGGACGCCAAGCCCGUCACGCACCGCAACUACCUGGACCCCGACCUGGAGGCGGCCAUCAACGAGGUGCUGAGCUUCAAGCCCAUCAAGUUCAAGAGGAGCAAGAUGGAGGACUCCGGCGAUGAGGGGGAGGAGGGGGAGGGCUUGCUGGCACCGGGGGGAGGAGGAGCGGGGGAGGACGGCCGGAAGGGCGUGUCUCGGCUGAAGGGAGACGACGAAGGCCCGGGCCGGAGCACCACAACCACCUCCUCCAGCCUGUCCCGCUCGGCGUCGGGCUCGGCGCUGGACCACGGCCACCGCUCGGCCAGCAGCUUUAGCUCCGCCUCCAGCCGCAGCCGCAAGCCCAAGAAGAAGAGCAAGGCGUCCUCCUCGGAGAGCUCCUCCUCGGACGCCGGCCGCAGCCGGAGCCGCAGCUCCAAGGGGCAGAAGAAGAACAAGAAGUCCAAGAAGAAGUCCAAGAAGAAGGAGGCCAGCGAGUCGGAGGACUCCUCCUCGUCCUCCUCUUCCUCCUCCUCCUCGUCCUCCUCCUCGUCUUCGUCCGGGAGCUCCUCGUCGGGCUCCACCAUCUCGUACCGGAGCUCCAGCAGUGUGAAGAAGGGUCUGGCGAGGCGGCCGCGGCUCUCGGACGACGACGACGACGACGCGCCCCCCAGCCGCUCGGCCAAGCACGGCAAGAAGGAGAGCAAGAAGGAGGGCAAGAAGAAGAAGGAGGGCAAGAAGAAGGUGGACAACCUGGUGAUGAAGUACCUGUACCAGCCCGACAGCGACUGAGAGCCCAGGCCGGUGGGACGGCGAGCGUCCUCCAGUGUACAGAAGACACCUGUGUGGCCCCCGACCAGAGGAGGAUGCCGGAGACCCCCCCACGAAGCCCCCGACACUGAGACCCCCCCUGGACUCCCCAGCGCCGGAGACCCAGGCCUGACCCGGCCUCACCUCCCUCUUCCUCACCCCCCCUUUCUCACCUCAUCUUCCUCAUUAUCAUCGUCCUAACCUCCCUCACCCUCAUCUUCUUCAUCAUCUUCCUCUUCCUCUUUCACUUCCACUCCCCUCCCUCAUCUCCCUAUCUUCAUCCUCCCCCCUCCUCCCCUUCCUCAU